Molecule: messenger RNA, 2473 nt
Organism: Seminavis robusta
Lineage: Eukaryota; Bacillariophyta; Bacillariophyceae; Naviculales; Naviculaceae
Source: the annotation of a GenBank genome assembly
UGCACGUCGCUCCUAAACCAAAAGACCGGAUGAUGACCGCACAACAUUGAAAAGGGGGGCACCCCCAGUUGGUUCCUUCAAGAACCAACGGGGAACCCUUGUUUUCGGCUGAGAUCGAGAGCCAACAAACACGACCAUGUCCAUGACGAGAUAGAGGUCGAGACCACACGCCUCUUCCCUUAGCCAAGUCGAUCAGUAGAACCAACAGACAGUCACUGUGCGGCAACAGCCAGCGUCUGGUUUAUCACUGCUUGUUUCCUCUACCGCACCGAAACAACAAGUCGAUCCAGCUAACACAGGAUCCAGUCGAGCCGAAAGCCAGGUCUACCGUAGCUAGCUAUUGGUUCCUAAGAGUCCGUUCAUGAGGCGACAACAACGACCGCUACAGUUGUGACUAGAUUUUCAUCGCCAUUUGGUAGAGGACGCAGCAAGCUGAAAGCAAGGCGCUGGUUUCUCUCUGCGGUCAAAACGCAAUACACAUUUCCCAGCCCUCGGAACCCUUUCCUUAAUGGUCUUUAUCAAUCCUCUUUUGGCAAGACAAGACCGAACAACCAACGAUACAGCAUCCUCAUCAUACGCAGAAACAAACAACAACAACCAUGAGUGGCAGAAGAGUCCCUGGAAGAGGUCCCGGCAGAGGCAUGGACCGUAAGAGCUCCUUUGCACGGAGCUUCUUCUCGUCGGGGGAAGGAGAGAAUGGCGAAGAAGCACAAUUAGAUGACUCGGUACCAGUACCGAGAUCUCGGCCUCUGGGUCGACUGGCAUCACGUCGGAACCUCUCAAUAGCGAAAAGACCCUCCAUGAUGAGUGCGCCCUCGCAGAGAGGGAUCGAAGCCACACGAUCUGGAGACUCCUUGAGCAGUGCUGCUGCAUCUCUGGCCAGUGCUGGUGGUGGAGCUGCUGGGAAACUCUCCAGUCCCGUAGCUGUUGCGGCGGCACCACCACGGAAUGCGGAAGAAAAUUGGCUGCGGCAGUCCAUGCUACGAUCGUCAGGUGCAGCAAGUGGUGGUGGUGGUGCCAUUGGCUUUGAUAUGAAUGCCAUUGAUGCUGCCCUGAAAGAAGAUGAAGCACUAGAGGCUGGGUUUGAUGAUGAAGAAGUUUUGGAACAAUAUCGGAUCAUGGCCCAGCACGAAGCUACACUACGUGUCAAAGCCAACACGGGGUUUGAUAUGGCAGAUUAUGAAAAGAGACGAAAAGUACAAGGGAAUGAAAACAAAGACAAGAAAGAACUCUACGGGGGAGGCAAAAAGCCAAAACUCGGUCUUCCCCCGCCACAGCAUGUUCUGUCCUCUCUGAAUUCCAAUCAUAAUGGCAACAGCCACAGCCACUCCGGCGUCGGUGGAUUCUCUGCUCCGCCGUCAAUACCCCUCUCACAAAAAGGUGGCUACGGAUUCACAAAUGGCAGCAGUAGUGCCUGUAUCAGUGACAACUACAUGACCUUUUUGGAAGAGCAGCACACAAAGGCACAAUCACUGCCUGAAUUAUCACAAGGAGAAAUUGUACGAAAUACUCAAACUGCAGAAGGAGAGCACGUCGUGCGCUGCUGGGGCUGUCGACUGAACCUCCGAGUCAACUACGUGGCAACCCUAGUUCAGUGCCCCGAAUGCAAAACCGUCAGUCAAGCGAGGAAAAGGGCCUGAGACAACGCUUUCUGCCUCCUGGCCGGCCUCAUUUAUUUACACUCAGCAAGAGUCGAGUCGCAUCGAAAGUCGAGUCAAUCAAUCACUUUGUGCCUUGGAAGGAACGAAUAAAUAGCGCUGGUCGGUCGCAUUGUUGCAUUAGUCUGUGGCUAGAUGAACGAACGAAUGGUGGCAAGCAGAUAGAAAUCUGCCACCAUUUAGCUCUUUUGCUUCAGCAUACGUACUCUUGAGGUAUCAAAUGAGUGGCAGUAGACAGCAAGUUGAUCAAACAUCACCUAGCUAGCCUCGUAGGAAUUCCAAUGAUUGGGCAUAUCUCCGGUUCAACGGCUUCUCUCUUGAGACGCUUACUAUAGUCCGGACGAAUGUACUAGUACCGUACUGUUCAAGCUUUCUUUUCUUUCAAAGGGAGCCACGCAGCUGAUACCAUAGUGUUGCCAGGACUGUAUUUGUGAAGGAGGCCCUGCACUUAGAAACUGGCGGGCGCAGCAAUCCGUAGCCUGUGAACCGAAAGGAUGAAGAGCUUGUGCUUGCCAGUAGCCCCCUCUCUUUCGAAACGCACUCCCGUGUCUUAUCUUGCAAGUGAUGACCUACGGCAUAUUGCCACUGUGUUUUGUGGGCAAGCCUGAGGACUAAUAAAGACACCUAAGCAAGGGGUCAAGGGGGUCUCCCGUUGUCCAAACAUGCCUUGCAACUAACUUUAGUCAAGCAAAGAUCGACAAGGAAAUGGCAUGUUUUGACCCACUGAUACAUGAAUAAUGUGGGAUUUUGAGGCCUAGUAACUACCAUACAUUUGUGAAUAACCUACAGGCUAUUAGAUUACAUGUUUGUUUGCU